AUGCCUGAACCCAAGUUCCUGCCAUUGGCCAAGUUGACAGUGGCCACGUCUGCUCAGGAAUCCAACUGGUGGCUUGCCAUACAAGAAACUUUGAAUGAUGAAACAGAAGAAAUGUGUCUACCUGUUAUUGAUCAUCGACCUUCUGAUCAAUGUGAUAACUACAGCAGUACUCACAAAGGGAUUAAAAAUAUCUCAGGAUGUACUACAAAUAUAUCAUGGGAACAUUGGGAGAAUGGACAGAUGGGUGUGGAUAAAGGAGAAUUUAAUUACAGCGCACAUAACUUUCCAAAUGAAAUUUGGAUAGUACGAGAGAACUGGGAAAUUGCAGUGAAGAUUCUUUUUGUCAUCCCAAUAGUGAUUUUUGGCAUUAUAGGGAAUGUUGCAAUCAUUAACAUUGUUAUGAGAAAUACAUUUCUGCGCUCACCAACUAACAUGUUAUUGGCAAACAUGGCUGCUGCAGAUGCUCUUACACUUCUUAUUUGCCCACCUAUGUUCCUUGUGUCAGAUUUAUUCCAAAACUAUGUUCUUGGUAAAGGUGGCUGUAAAACUGAAGGCUUCUUUUCAUGUGCAUUCCUACUAACAGCUGUUUUGAAUCUUUGUAUUGUGAGUUAUGACCGCCUCACAGCAAUUACAUUGCCACCAGAAGCAAAAUUAACUCACAAUGCAACAAAAGUUAUCAUGGCAGUCACCUGGGCAUCUGGAUUCUUGAUAGCACUACCUCUCAUAAUUUUCAGAAACUAUAAGGAACGCCAAUGGAAGAACUUCCGUGAGCAGUACUGCACUGAAGACACUACAGUGCUUCCUGUAUAUUGGUAUAUCAUACUAAUAUUACUGGUAUGGUUUCCACUGAGUGUAACUACAAUGUCAUACACAACUAUAUUUUUGAAGCUUGAUUACUAUGAGAAAAAACUGCAGAGAACACAUCAAAAAGUAUUUGUCAGCUACAAAACAAAAGUAGCUCGAACUAUGUUCAUUAUUUUAGUAGUCUUUGUGAUAUGCAGAGGUCCUUACACUGCUCUUAUAUUUGAAAGAUAUGUCUGGCAAGCACUAAGUCAAAUGAAUCAAGUGACAGAGAGUUUUCACGAGUUCUGGUUUGCAGCAAAAUAUUUUCUGUAUGUCAAUGCUGCUAUCAAUCCACUGAUAUACGGAUUCACAAAUGAAAGCUUCCGCCGGGCAUUCCGCACGUUACCGGUGUCCAGAUGGGUUUUUGAUAAGCAAUUAUGGAAAAUCCAGAAUAUAAGAUAA
This is a messenger RNA of Schistocerca americana (American grasshopper), 1245 nucleotides long. RefSeq names its product G-protein coupled receptor 54. The transcript is spliced from 8 exons. The coding region runs from base 1 to 1245 and encodes 414 amino acids. NCBI's taxonomy places the organism in Eukaryota, Metazoa, Arthropoda, Insecta, Orthoptera, Acrididae. Gene Ontology annotation, molecular function: G protein-coupled receptor activity. Gene Ontology annotation, cellular component: membrane. The record is from RefSeq and is a predicted model, not a curated record. Gene Ontology annotation, biological process: G protein-coupled receptor signaling pathway.